This is a messenger RNA of Caenorhabditis remanei, 330 nucleotides long. RefSeq lists its product as uncharacterized. The record is from RefSeq and is a predicted model, not a curated record. The transcript is spliced from 3 exons. NCBI's taxonomy places the organism in Eukaryota, Metazoa, Nematoda, Chromadorea, Rhabditida, Rhabditidae. Gene Ontology annotation, molecular function: protein binding. Bases 1 to 330 code for a protein of 109 amino acids.
AUGGUUGGCGCCUGUAUCUCCUACCCACCACAACUCGAAGACGCCCAUUCGGUGUCCUCAUAUGAGGUCUAUAGACCAAUUGUGUUAUCCAACACCAUCCCUGUUAGAACUCCACCACCAAACAUCCGCUCUGUCACAUUCCCAAAAAACGUCACCCCAAACAAUACGUUCGAUCUAUUUUCUCUCCCACCAUCUGCUCUCACAAGAGUUCUCGGGUAUCUGGAUAGUGAGGACUUUUUGAACAUCUCGAUACUCUCCAGAAACGCUUUGUCGUCGGUUAUGGAAGCUCGCGGACAGGGGCAGGAGGGCUCAAUGGAUAUUGCUGAUUGA